GUUUCCCGGCCCCACGCUGGCGCCGGGCCAGGCUCCCAAAUGAGACGCCUUGCACCACGGAGCUCCCACUCACACCUCCCCGGUAUAAAACCCCGGCCCGCCGCAGCCCGCGCACACCUGGGACAGCCCGUGCUGCAGCUCCCCCGGACCCCGCGGCACAGGAGAGACCCCGGAGAGACCCCCAGAGACCCCCAGAGACCCCCGAGGAGCAGCGAGCAGCAGGAUGGGCCAGUGCAACUGCCGCAAGAAGCGCAAGGACUGCCAGGAGCUGACGGACGUGGAACGGGCCAUCGAGACCGUCAUCAGCCAGUUCCACUGCUACGCCGUGAAGGGCCAGAAGGAAUACCUGACCCCCAACGAGAUGCAGGAGCUGGUGGUGCAGAAGCUGCCGCACCUGGGCAAGUGCGUGGGACCCCUGGAAGAGAAGAUCGAGUGCAUGGGAGACCCUAACGAGGCCAAGCUGGAGUUCGGAGAGUACUGGGACAUGAUGGGGGACGCGGCCAAGGGCUGCCGGAGGAAGUAGAGGGUGGUGGGGGACGGGAAGGCGCCCGAGGCCUCAGGGCUCUGCUGCUGGGAACGCGAGAGGCCGCCGAGCUCGGGGGGACGCGCCUGGGAAAAAGGCACCUCGCUGCUGCCGGAGGAUCCCCCUCCCCUCUCCAUCCCUGCCCUCCUCGGCUCUCCUUCCCGUCAGGAUCGCUCCCUUCCCGCCCCCAGCUCCGCCCGGGGGGCACGGGGGGGGGUCCCGGAGCCGCCUCCACCCCCGGGCUUGUCCCACCUCCGAGCCCCCCGGGAGCCUCCGGGUGCGGCUCCCCCGGCCCCGGAGCUCCGCAGAGAUCGGGACUCGGCUCCUGCCCCCCGAUCCCCCCGGGACUGGGGGGUUCGUCCCCCCAGCCCCGUCACCCCAUGGCACCUCCAGGGGCACCUCCAGGGGCAGCCCGGGCUCCGCCGCGGCCGUGCCUGGGUGAGGGUGGCCCGGGAGCCUUCCCUGCGGUCUCCCCCGGUUUUUGGGGGGCUAUUUUGGGGGGUGCUGCCCUCCCGGUGUCCCCCCCCCGCCCCCAUCUCCAGGGGUUCCGGCCCCGAGCCGGGCACGGGGCGGGCUGGGGUCAGCCGGGGCCGCUCGCGACCAUUUUUGUAUAAAUUAAUAAAGGAAAAAAAUAAAAACCCGAAAAAAA
Molecule: messenger RNA, 1172 nt
Organism: Haemorhous mexicanus (house finch)
Lineage: Eukaryota; Metazoa; Chordata; Aves; Passeriformes; Fringillidae
Gene: S100A14
Product: S100 calcium binding protein A14
Exons: 4
Coding region: 224-523 (99 amino acids)
Biological process (GO): toll-like receptor 4 signaling pathway; positive regulation of granulocyte chemotaxis; positive regulation of monocyte chemotaxis
Cellular component (GO): perinuclear region of cytoplasm
Molecular function (GO): chemokine receptor binding
Source: RefSeq, a predicted model, not a curated record